CCGGGACACCCCCUCCGUCCUACCUCCAACCCCAGGGGUGCCAGCCUUUCCUCCGUGCACGGAGAGGCGCCGCUUCCCGUCCCUGGCUUCUCAGCGCUUCCCCCUCCCUCACACCGGGCCCGGCCCCACCACCCGAAUAUCCCGGCACUCGGGCCGUGGGCGCCGUCUGGGCCUCGCCCCCAAAGCGCGCUGAGCCCGGCCGACGCCUCUCUGCGAGGGCGAGGGGCCGCGUCGAGCAGGCCCUGGCCGCCCCGCCCCGCCGAGCCUCUCCCCCGCUCCUGAGGAGUGGGCGCAGACAGACCCCCACAGCCCUGCCCGGGCGCCCCCGGUACAGCCUGUCUGUCCCCGACGACCCCCUUCGGGAUGCCUUAACGCCAGUGUGGUUGCUGGUGUUUGGAUGGGCAUGUAGACAGGCCAUUAGACAGGCAGUUGGGUUCGUAAUUACUUGUGGCCAGUCAGGAAGAAAGCUGUGUCAUCGGUGAUGAUGAGCAGUCAACACAGAUGGCUGCAAGUUGGGAAGAUGAGAAAGUGACAGAAGCAUCUUCAAACAGUUUUGUUGCUAUUAAAAUUGAUACCAAAAGUGAAGCCUGCCUACAGUUUUCACAAAUCUAUCCUGUAGUAUGUGUUCCAUCCAGUUUCUUUAUUGGAGACAGUGGAAUUCCCUUGGAAGUAAUAGCAGGAAGUGUUUCUGCAGAUGAACUCGUUACCAGAAUUCACAAAGUGCAGCAGAUGCACUCAUUAAAAGGUGAAACAUCAGUGGCAAAUGGCAGCCAGUCAGAAAGUUCAGUCUCUACUCCAUCCACCUCAUUUGAACCUAACAACACUUCUGAAAACUCUCAGUCUGGAAAUGUAGAGCUUUGUGAGACACCACCCACUUCUCCUGACACAAAGUCAGAUUCUGCAACAGGAGGAGAAAAUUCAGGCCUUGCUACUCCAUCUCAGGAGCCUAGUGGAUGUUCAAAUCAGAAACCUGCAGAGGACCUCACUGUCAGAGUGGAAAGACUAACCAAAAAACUUGAAGAAAGGAGAGAAGAGAAAAGGAAAGAGGAAGAACAGAGAGAGAUUAAGAAGGAAAUUGAGAGGAGAAAAACUGGAAAAGAAAUGUUGGAUUAUAAAAGAAAGCAAGAAGAAGAAUUAACGAAAAGAAUGUUAGAGGAAAGAAACAGAGAAAAGGCAGAAGAUAGGGCAGCUCGAGAGCGUAUAAAACAGCAGAUUGCGUUGGACCGUGCGGAGAGAGCUGCUCGUUUUGCAAAGACAAAGGAAGAAGUAGAAGCUGCUAAAGCUGCUGCCUUACUCACCAAACAGGCAGAAAUGGAAGUCAAGAGGGACUCUUCCGCAAGAGAAAGGAGCACUGUUGCAAGAAUUCAAUUCCGUCUUCCUGAUGGUUCUUCCUUUACAAAUCAGUUCCCUUCUGAUGCUCCUCUAGAAGAAGCAAGGCAGUUUGCUGCACAGACUGUUGGCAACACUUAUGGUAACUUUUCAUUAGCAACCAUGUUUCCCAGAAGGGAAUUUACCAAAGAAGAUUAUAAAAAGAAAUUACUGGAUUUGGAACUUGCCCCAAGUGCUUCAGUGGUACUGUUGCCAGCAGGAAGACCAACUACAUCCGUGGUACAUUCUUCCAGUGGAGACUUUUGGACAUUGCUGGGGACAGUGCUUUACCCAUUCCUUGCCAUCUGGAGAUUGAUUAGCAACUUCUUAUUUAGUAAUCCUCCUCCUGCACAGACCUCAGUGAGAGCAGCGUCAUUAGAACCCUCAAAUCUUGGAUCGUCUAGCAACUCGGAAAAAAGGGAACCAGUCAGAAAGAGAGUGCUGGAGAAACGGGGAGAAGACUUUAAAAAGGAGGGGAAGAUAUAUAGAUUGAGGACUCAAGAUGAUGGUGAAGAUGAAAACAACACUUGGAAUGGAAAUUCUACUCAACAGAUGUAGUGUGACAAGUACACUAUGUGCAAUAAUCAUUGUUUCUCUUAUGAUUUAAUUCAACUAAAAUUCUACUGGAGAAGUGGGACUGCUUUAUGUUUUCUAACUGAUCUAUAAAGUGUCUCUUUAUUCCUGCUUAGUGGGUGAAAGUUGUUUAACUCAGACAAGUCAAGAGAUAAAUUUACUGGCUGCUGGGUCUUUGCAUAUGGUAACCAACUGUAGAAGCCUAAAAGAAUCAAAAGGUCUGCCACAGUCUCCCUUUAUCAGCUUUCUUACUCAGUAUUUCAUGUACCCCUUAGCCCUUUGCUCUCAGAUGAUAGAUUCUGUUCAGAGGGAUUUUGCUCCAGAACUCUUAAGCCUACACGGAGUAACUGGUAUGUCACUGAGUAAUUGGACUCUGAGUCAGAGCAUUUUAACUAGCUAAUCAGAUGACAAUUUAUGUUUAACUUUUCUCUUUUUGCUCAUCAGCUGCAAGCAAAAUCUUGUAGUUUUUAAUCUUAAACACUGAAUAAAAAAUCUUUUCCAAAAAUCGGAA
Molecule: messenger RNA, 2452 nt
Organism: Diceros bicornis minor
Lineage: Eukaryota; Metazoa; Chordata; Mammalia; Perissodactyla; Rhinocerotidae
Gene: UBXN4
Product: UBX domain protein 4
Exons: 13
Coding region: 502-1926 (474 amino acids)
Molecular function (GO): protein binding
Source: RefSeq, a predicted model, not a curated record